AUGUUUGCCCUUCUUUCUGUCUGGCUCUCUCUGCUCUGGGUAGCCGCUAUCUUGGCCCAAAAUGUCAUUGAAGAAAUGUCUUUUGGUCAUAAACAGACCCUUUCUCCGAACUCCUUCGGGAUCCCUGGCUGGGCCAUGUUAGGUGAAGGACACGUCCCACAACUCCUUUCGGACAAAGUCAUUUUAACACCCCCGUACGGCGGGCACAUGCGAGGUGCGUUGUGGACGGAACAAAAGAACUCGCUGCAAGACUGGGCGGUGGAUUUCAAAUUCAGAGCUGGCGCAGUUGACCGAGGGAGCGGCAAUCUGCAACUAUGGUACGCCCCCAAUGGAGAAAAGUCAAUAAGCACAUCAAGCAUAUACACCGUGGGCAAAUGGGAGGGAUUAGCUAUUGUGGUCGACACAGUGGGAGGCGUGCAGAAGAUCAGAGGAUUCUUGAACGAUGGGUCCGUCGAAUACAAGAGCCACCAGAAUGUUGACGGGCUGGCCUUCGGCCAUUGUGAUUACGUCUACCGCAAUCUGGGCCGACCUUCACACAUCAACGUCCAAUCCUCGCGCAACGGCCUCGAAGUUCGAGUCGAUGGCAAGAUGUGCUUUGCGACAGGCAAAGUCACUCUCCCCUCCGAUUAUGGCUUCGGCAUAACUGCCGCCUCGGCUGAUCCACCAGACUCGUUCGAAGUGUUCGCAUUUACGCUUUCUCCCAUCACAGUCACUGCUUCAGAUCAACGGAAUGACCAGCAACCGCUGCAAUCCGACCCUGACGCUAGUAUGCCGCAAAUGGACAACCAUCCAGCAUCAUACUACACCACGUCCGAGUCACAAUUCGCAGACCUGCACAAUCGGCUCAAUCUGAUCUCCAAAUCGAUCACAAAUCUCUUCACUGAAAUCACACGCCACACGGCCGCCGAGGAAGCACGGUACAAAGAAAUCCUGUCGCGCAUGCCGAACGGACAGAUAAUCUCGUCGUUGGACUCGCGAGUUGCCAAUCUUGACCGUAUCAUCGGCAACUUAGAGCGCGAACUCAAGACUUCUGAUCACAAGACGCAGUUUGCCAAGCUGUCCGAACAAAUAGCGCAGACACAUGUCGGCGUGACGGAACACGUGCCACAGCGAUUGAGGGAGUAUGUUCAAGCACACACUCCACGGAUCGGGUUCAUUCUGUAUAGUUUUAUGGCAUUCCAGACGUGUUGUAUCGGUGGGUUUGUGUGGUACAAGUGGCGGAAGAGCACGAUGCCGAAGAAAUAUCUUUAG
Messenger RNA from Rhinocladiella mackenziei CBS 650.93, 1251 nucleotides. RefSeq lists its product as uncharacterized. The record is from RefSeq and is a predicted model, not a curated record. Gene Ontology annotation, biological process: endoplasmic reticulum to Golgi vesicle-mediated transport; Golgi organization; endoplasmic reticulum organization. Bases 1 to 1251 code for a protein of 416 amino acids. Gene Ontology annotation, cellular component: endoplasmic reticulum-Golgi intermediate compartment; endoplasmic reticulum membrane; Golgi membrane. NCBI's taxonomy places the organism in Eukaryota, Fungi, Ascomycota, Eurotiomycetes, Chaetothyriales, Herpotrichiellaceae. Gene Ontology annotation, molecular function: D-mannose binding. The transcript has a single exon.